AUGAAUGGCUUUGAGGAAGGUGUGGAGUUCCUGCCAGUCAACAAUACUGAGAAGGUGGAGAAGCGGGGCCCAAGACGCUGGGUGGUGCUAGUGGCUACAGUCACCUGCUUCUUCCUGCUUUCUGUUGUGAUUGGUGCCCUGGUGUGGCACUUCCAAUACUGGAAUGUGAGGGUCCAGAAGGUCUUCAAUGGCCACUUGAGGAUCAGAAAUGAGAACUUUGUGGAUGCCUAUGAGAACUCCAGUUCCACAGAGUUUGCACACAUGGCCAACAAGGUGAAGGAAGCGCUGAAGCUGUUAUACAGUGGAAUCCCGGCCCUGGGCCCCUACCACAAGGAGUCGGCAGUGACUGCCUUCAGCGAGGGCAGUGUCAUCGCCUACUACUGGUCUGAGUUCAGCAUCCCACAGCAUCUGGUGGAGGAGGCUGAGCGUGCCAUGGCAGAGGAACAUGUGGUCACACUACCACCCCGUGCUCGGGCACUCCAGUCCUUUGUGCUGACUUCUGUGGUGGCCUUCCCCACUGACCCCAGAACAGUGCAGACGACCCGGGACAACAGCUGCAGCUUUGCUCUGCAUGCCCAUGGAGGGGAGUGGACGCGGUUCACCACGCCUGGCUUCCCCGACAGCCCCUACCCGGCUCGCGCUCGCUGCCAGUGGGCCCUGCGGGGAGACGCCGACUCUGUGCUGAGCCUUACCUUCCGCAGCUUUGAUCUUGCACCUUGCGACGAGCGGGGCAGUGACCUGGUUACGGUGUAUGACAGCUUGAGUCCCAUGGAGCCCCAUGCUGUGGUGCAGCUGUGUGGCACCUACCCUCCCUCCUACAACCUGACCUUCCUCUCCUCCCAGAACGUCUUCCUUGUCACACUGAUCACCAACACUGAGAGACGACAUCCUGGCUUUGAGGCCACAUUCUUCCAGCUUCCCAAGAUGAGCAAGUGUGGAGGUUACUUACGUCAGGCCAAAGGGACAUUUAGCAGCCCCUAUUAUCCAGGCCACUACCCACCCAAUAUUGACUGCACGUGGAACAUCGAGGUGCCCAACAACCAGUACGUGAAGGUGCGCUUCAAACUUUUCUACCUGGUGGAGCCCAACAUGUCACCAGUCAUCUGCACCAAGGACUAUGUGGAAGUCAACGGGGAGAAGCACUGUGGAGAGAAGUCCCAGUUUGUUGUCACCAGCAACAGCAGCAAGAUCACAGUCCAUUUCCACUCAGACCAGUCCUACACUGACACAGGGUUCCUGGCAGAGUACCUCUCCUAUGACUCCAGUGACCCGUGCCCUGGCAUGUUCACCUGCAAGACAGGGCGGUGCAUCCGGAACACCCUGCGCUGCGAUGGCUGGGCUGACUGCACUGACUACAGUGACGAGCUCAACUGUGUGUGCAGUGCUUCUCAUCAAUUCACGUGCAAGAACAAGUUCUGCAAGCCCCUUUUCUGGGUCUGUGACAAUGUGAAUGACUGUGGAGACAACAGCGAUGAGCUGGGGUGCAGCUGUCCAGCCAAGACUUUCGAAUGUGGCAAUGGGAAGUGCCUCCCACUGAGCCAACAGUGUGACGGAAAGGACAACUGUGGAGAUGGGUCUGAUGAGGCCGAGUGUAACAAAGUAAGCACUGUCACUUGCACCCAGCACACCUAUCGCUGCCACAACGGGCUCUGCAUAAACAAGGGCAACCCUGAAUGUGAUGGGAAGAAGGACUGCAGUGAUGGCUCAGACGAGAAGGACUGUGCCUGUGGGCAGCGAUCGUUCAGCAGACAGUCACGUGUCGUUGGGGGCGAGAAUGCAGAUGAAGGUGAAUGGCCCUGGCAGGUGAGCCUGCAUGCCCUGGGCCAGGGCCAUAUCUGUGGGGCCUCCCUCAUCUCUCCCACCUGGCUGGUCUCUGCAGCACACUGCCUCGUCGAUGACAAAGGAUUCAGGUAUUCAGACCCUACCAUGUGGACAGCAUUCCUGGGCUUGCAUGACCAGAGCAAGCGUGAUGCCCCUGGGGUACAGGAGCAUAAGCUAAAGCGUAUUAUCCGCCAUCCCAGCUUCAACGACUUCACCUUUGACUAUGACCUGGCCCUUCUGGAGCUGGAGCAGCCGGCCAAGUACAGCAAUAUGGUGCGGCCCAUCUGCCUGCCUGACACCACUCAUGUCUUCCCUGUGGGCAAGGCUAUCUGGGUCACAGGCUGGGGGCACACCCAGGAAGGAGGUUCUGCUGCACUUAUCUUGCAGAAGGGUGAGAUCCGCAUCAUCAACCAGACCACCUGUGAAAGUCUAUUGCCACAGCAGCUCACUGCUCGCAUGAUGUGUGUGGGCUACCUCAGUGGGGGUGUGGACUCCUGCCAGGGUGACUCCGGGGGACCCCUGUCCAGUGUAGAAGCAGAUGGGCGCAUCUUCCAGGCUGGAGUGGUGAGCUGGGGUGAAGGCUGUGCACGGAGAGAUAAACCUGGUGUGUACACAAGGCUUUCACUGUUUCGGGACUGGAUCAAAGAACAGACUGGGGUGUAG
Messenger RNA from Orycteropus afer afer, 2484 nucleotides. RefSeq names its product ST14 transmembrane serine protease matriptase (gene ST14). Bases 1 to 2484 code for a protein of 827 amino acids. Gene Ontology annotation, molecular function: protein binding; serine-type endopeptidase activity. Lineage: Eukaryota; Metazoa; Chordata; Mammalia; Tubulidentata; Orycteropodidae. The transcript has 18 exons. The record is from RefSeq and is a predicted model, not a curated record. Gene Ontology annotation, cellular component: membrane. Gene Ontology annotation, biological process: proteolysis.